Porites lobata is the source of this 15920-nucleotide messenger RNA. The record is from the annotation of a GenBank genome assembly. NCBI's taxonomy places the organism in Eukaryota, Metazoa, Cnidaria, Anthozoa, Scleractinia, Poritidae.
AAGGUUCAAAACAGAAUUAGAAUUUGUCCUGGAGUGAAGCCGCUUUCAAUAAGAUUUGCAUACAGAUCCAAGGACUUGAAUUCUCAUGUGAAGCAGGAUUUAGAAUAAUUGACUUAACAAACGAUUUUUUUACAUCAUAAAAUCUACUUUGAAAACCUUUUGGCGAAAAGCUUUUGGAAAUCAUAACGUAAAAUUUACUUUUGAUCAUGUUUUAUCGAGCUUCCCCUGUAACUGAAAUUAUUGAUCAUUUUAUUGGCUCUGAUUUUGUCUAUUCCUUCCUUCCUUCGUGUAAACAUUUGAACUUAGAAACAGAGUUACUUUGACCAACGAUUUUUGUUUUGUUUGAGCCUUAUUUGGAUACCCAAUUUGGACAAAAAAUCUCCAACCUUUACCGGAUACGUAAGAAAAUUAAUCGAUCAUUUUUUGGGUUCUGUUGCCUUGAACCAUCGAGUCAGAAUUAAUGUAAAAAACAGUAGCAGCUUUUCUUUGAUUGACAUCCACUACAUCUAGCUUUCUUCACUCUAAAAUGAAGUGUAGGUCGCACAAGAUUGACAACUGCUAUAAGCUUUCACUGAGUCAAUCAGUUAUGCAUCCAUUCAGACCUUCUUUCGCACUUGCCCUAUUUUUUCGGGAAAAACGUUUAAAUAUCUACUCUUGCUACCUUUACUUUAAAGAGGUUCCUCCAUCAGUUCUUCCUUUUAAUUUGAUCUCCCUCUGUGUUCCUUCUCCUUGCUGCGAGCGGGCUCCUCCCUUGAUUCAGUGUACAAUCCAUGCAUCGAGUCCACUCAUCUUUCUUCAAGGAAAUCAGAUAAAUAAAUGAAUAAAUAAACAAUUGCCUAUGCAGUAUUAUUCAUGUCAUUUCUUGAGUUAUCAUUUACAUAAAAAGCUGGUAGUAGAGGGAAGAAGAGAGACCUGUAUUUUCUACAACAUUUCUUUUUAAUGUCACUGGCACAUAUUUUAGUAAUUUUUAAUUAUUCCUGUUUAAUUAAUGAAAGGAACUUAACUAUCUCACAAUACAACAACUAAAGUACAUUGUAAAAAAAAAGCAAUUCCAUUAAGAGAACAGGUCACAUGCUAACUUAUAAGAAUAGUCGCUUUAAAAAAUGCAGAAGAGCAAGUACGAAAUAGAGAGGCAAUAAAAGGCGAUUAAAACAAAAAUUUGACCCUGAUGUUCCAUAAAUAGUUUGAAGUUACAGCACAGAGUUCAUUAGAACUACGCAACGUUGUUUGUGUACAAGUAGUGUGGUAGUGGUAAGUCUGUAGUCAAUAAAGUUGAUGUGGUCACUGUAAUCUGUGACGUCAAUGUAGUCAGUAAAGUCAGUGUAGUUGGUGUUGACGGUGUAGUCGGUUGCGACGGUUUAGUCUGUGUUGACAGUUUAGUCGUUGUCGACGGUUUAGUCGGUGUCGACCGUGUAGUCACAGUAGUCUGUGUAGUCACCCCAGUCUGUGUAGUUGGUGUCUGUAGACAGUGUAGCCACUGUAUUCAGUGUAGUCACUGUAGUUAGUGCAUUUGAUGCAGUCACUGGCUAGGCAGCGUAGUCUUGUAGUCACUGUAGUCACUGUUAGGGUUAGGGUAGAAGUAACGGUUUACAAUCAAAAAUCACUGUAUUUGAUUGCUGUAUCGGUGAUACAUAAUUGUAGUUUAAAUUUAGGGUUUUCCCACUGCUAUACAACUCUAGGGUAGAGGUUUAUAGCAGUGCCCCUAAUCUGGUCAGUUCAAGCACAAGCUUUUUUCUUAACUGUAAAGGCACAAAGUAACUGGGUUACAAUUUAAGUACAAUGCAGGACUCAUAAACUCUGCGUACAAUGCCAACUAAGUUCUAAUAACAUACACUGUGACCUCUAGAGCCUAUUACUGUUGUAAAAGCAUGAAAGCUGUUGUAUAUUACAAAUGGUACAGAAAAACAUUAUACAGUAUUGAAAAUCAUUGUUAGAUUUGUUGUUGCUGUUUUUCAGAAAAAUAAUUCGAAGAGUGCAACAGAGAAGUAUGAAUGCCCAUUAAUCGAGAUCAACAGAUAUCUACAAAUCUAAACACACACAAGUCUACAAAUCUAAACACACACAAACACUUUUUAAGCUUCCAGAUAUUCCAGACAAUUUCAUGAACUCUAGGUAGCGCAAAAUUGGGGUUCUCCCCACUUUUAUGUCCUUUGUACUCACUUUCAAAAUUUAGUUGUUUCUUUAUCCAUAAAUUAAUGUUCCUAUUGAUCACAUUUUUGUUUAUUUCACUCUUUAACUUAAAACGAUUUGAGAGGAACACCAAUAAGAUGAGUAAUAAAAACUUGUUAAAUUUACUUUUGCCAGAAAAUCCAUUAGUCAUCUUUAUUUAAAAAAAAGGUGUUUCCUCAUUGGUCGCAGAAAAAAAAAUUCCACAUCAUUGUUUAUCAUUACUUUCCUUGGUUUCACCGUUAGGGUAUCCAACCAAUUGGCUUUUAGGGUUAGGAGAGCUGUUACAUGUCCUUUUACUUCUGUGGAUCAACACUAUCACUUACAAUAAUGGUAUCAAACUGCGAAGAGCAUGAAAAAAAUGUCCCUUUUUAAACAAGGUUUAAGAGAAAUCGCCAUGGUGACAAUGGUCACCUUAAUUUUCUGACUUUUACCGUGGCUCUAAACCUGGUUUCACAAUAUUUUGUAUUCUUAGUUCAUCACUUGGGCAUGUUUAGUCACAUACAAUACAUGCAGUCAUGAAGCUUAAUUUUUAGUAAAUGUUCAAAAUACUUUAAGUGUUUCAAACUGUUACCGACCACCUUAGAGGAAAAAAGAAAGUUAUGAUGCUGAUCUCUUUGAUUCCAGAUUGUAAAUAGUGUGUCAUGUUUCGGGACCAAAAUAUUGGAUACUCCGUCAUGCCAGUUGCUCAGGUAUAGCUGUCAACAAGAGCUCACCAAGAGAGCCAGUGCCAAAAGCUAAACUUGAGUCUGUUCUUUUCAUGUACCAUACAGAAUCCAGCUGGUGAUUGAUUCUUUAAGCAAGAAGCUGAUUGGAUGAUUUAUCUGACCUUUGUUGUGAGAGGACAACUUGAUCCUGUUUAAGCAUUAAGGUCAUGCGUUGGAGAUUAGCCUAAAAUUCUGAUUAGAUUUGUUGUUGCCGUUGUUCAGUUAAAUUUUUUGAAGAGUGCAACAGAAAAGUAUGAGUACCCAUUAAUUGAGAUCAACAAAUAUCUAAAAUUGCAAAUCCAAAUGCCAAAAAAGAAACUUUUUAAGUUCUUAAGCUUCCUGAUAUUCCACACAAUUAUAUAACAUAUGAACUCUAGGUAGCCCUCACUUUCAAAAUUUAGUUUUUUUUUUUCAUAAGAGUUCCUUUUGAACACAUUUUUUCUCAUUUCACUAUUUAACUUGGAUCGAUUUGAGAGGAACACCAAUGACUAAAACAACUUGUUAAACCUAAUUUUGCCAGAAAAUCUAUUAAUACUAACAAAAUGAUAAUAAUAUCAAUAAUAAUAACAGCACCUUAUCACAUUAUAGAACAGUUUCAAAAAGAAAAUUUCAGACCAUAGCUUUUUCAACUACCAUCUUAAAUAUCCUGUUAUGCAAAAUCCAGUGGAUUCACAAGGUUCUAUUUUUAAAACAAGUCCCUAUCAAGCUGAAACUGAACUUGACGUAAAAGAAACAUUGUUUGAAAUCUACGAGGGCUUGGUUGUCUUGGAUUUUAAAUGUGAUAAAGUCAACUGGCAAUAAGAGCUUCUACUUGAGUUUAAUCUACAAUGAAAGCUACAAGUAAGCAGCAUUCUUGUUGGAAUUUAAGCUAGCUUAUAUCAAUCCUCAUUUUCUCUAUCAUUUUAGCACUUUUACUAAGUAAUGUAGGAGCUGCUCGUAAGGUAUUUACUCACUGGUCACAGAAAAACAAAACCACAUCAUUAUUUAUCAUUACUUUCCAUUGUUUCACCGUUAGGGAAUCAAACAGAUUGGCUUUUAGGGUUAGGAGAGCUGUUACAUGCCCUUUUACUUCAAUGGAUCAACACUAUCACAAUACAAUAAUGUUAUCAAAAAUAUAUUUGAUGAUGAGGAUUAAAGGUGAUGUUUCUUUUCAGAGACAGGAUAUCUCAACUCAACAUAGCAUACCUCAUAAUGACAGAUUGCAAAAAGCAAGAAAAAAUAUCCCUUUUUAAACACGUUUUAAGACAAAUCGCCAUGGUGAGUUUAAAGUCACCUUAAUUUUCCGACUUAAGGUGGCUCUGAACCUGGUUUCACAUUAUUUUGUAUUCUAUGUUCUUCUUUUGGGCAUGUUUAAACACAUACAAUACAUGCAGUCAUCAAGCUUAAUUUUUAGAAAAUGUUCAAAAUACUUUACCUGUUCAAAACUGUUGCCGACCACCUUAGAGCAAAAAAUAAAGUUAUGACUCUGAUCUAUUUGAUUCCAGAUUGUAAAUAGUGUGUCAUGUUUAAGUUCUAAGGAGAACGUACACUGUAACAAUUCUUAGCUAUGACUACAACACUGGUUUCAGGACCAAAAUAUUUACUUAGCAAACCAAAAUACCAAAAUAAUUACUUAGGUAUAGCUGUCAACAAGAGCUCAACAAGAGAGCCAGUGCCAUAAACUAAACUUGACUCUGUUCUUUUCAUGUAGUAUACAGAAUCCAGCUAGUGAUUGGUUCUUUAAGCAAGAAGCUGAUUGGAUGAUUUAUCUAACUUUUGUCGUAGGAGGACAACUUGAUCCUGUUUAAGCGUUUAGGUCAUGCAUUAGAAAUCCAGUGUGGAAGAUCAGCCAAAAAUUCUGAUUAAAUUUGUUGUUGCUGUUGUUCAGAAAAAUAAUUCGAAUAGUGUGCAACAGACAAGUAUGAAUACCGCCAUUAAUCAAGAUCAACAAAUAUCUAAGUUUGCAAAUCCAAACACACACAAAAGAAACUUUUGAAGCUUCCAGAUAUUCCAGACAAUUAUAUAACAUAUGAACUCUAGGUAGCUCCAGCCCCUUUUGUUCUCACUUUCAAAAUUUAGUUGUUGAUGUUGUUGUUGUUUUUUUUUUCGCAAAUGUUCCUAUUGAUCUUAUUUUUUUUUGUUUCACUCGUUAACUUGGAUCGAUUUGAGAGGAACACCAAUGAGUAGUGACAACUUGUUAAAACUAAUUUUGCCAGAAAAUCUAUUAGCCAUCUUCAUUCAAAAAAACAAAUUGUUACAAAUACUGAAUUCAUAAUAGUAAUGAUAACAAAAUGAUAAUAAUAUCAAUAAUAGUAACAGCACCUUAUAGCACAGUUUUAAAAAGAAAAUUUCUGACUACGGCUUUUUCAACCACCAUCUUAACCUGUUAUGCAAAGUCCAGUGAAUUCACCAGGUUCUAUUUUUAAAACAAGUCCCUAUCAAGCUCAAACUUGAUGUAAAAGAUACAUUGUUUGAAAAUUAAGAGGGCUUGGUUGUCUUGGAUUUUAAAUGUGGAUUAAGUCCACUGGCAAUAAGAGCUUCUACUUGAGUUUAAUCUACAAUGAAAGCUACGAGUAAGCAACAGUCUUGUUGUAAUUUUAGCUGGCUUAUAUUGAUCCACGUUUUCUCUAUCUUUUUAGCACUUUUACUCAGUAAUAUAGGAGCAGUUGUAAGGUGCUUCCUCAUUAGUCGCAGAAAAACAAAACCACAUCAUUGUUUAUCAUUACUUUCCAUUGUUGCACCGUUAGGGGAUCCAACCAAUUGGCUUUCAGGGUUAGGAGAGCUGCUACACGCCCUUUUACUUCAAUGGAUCAACACUAUCACAAUACAAUAAUAGUAUCAAAAAUAUAUUUGAUGAUGAAGAUCAUUGCCUAUUUCUAUGGUGAUGUUUUCUUUUUAAAUAACCUUUUAACUUAGGUUUUAAAAGAAAUCGUCAUAGUGGGUUCAAACUUCAGUGUCAACUUGAUUUUCUGACACUUACGGUGGCUCUGAACCAGGUUUCACAUUAUUUUGUAUUCUUAGUUCAUCUUUUGGGCAUGUUGCUUCACAUUAUAAAACAUGUAGUCAUCAAGCUUAAUUUUUAGAAAAUGUGCAAAACACUUAAGUAUUCAAAACUGUUGCCGACCACCUUAGAGCAAAACAGAAAGUUAUGAAGAUCCAUGUGAUCAGACGUACAAAUCGAGACAAGAGCACAAAACAAAUUUAAAUGAAUCGAGGAUAACAACUGCUUUUGGCUCAGCUGUACAAACACAUCAUAAUCAAGUGAAAAGCACAUUCACAAUUCAGUUCGUUCAUGGGUCAUAUCCUGUUGCAUAACACAAGUCAUUAUUUUUUUUUAAUAGUCAAAGAAUAGCCCCACUUAUAAUUGUGCAUAGCAUAGUAAAGUAUUUUGAAAUUGAAUAACUUGUUCUUGGUUUUGUUGUUGUUCACCAUAUGUCAAAGGAUUAUACCGGCCAGCAUACAGGAUACUUUGUACACAAGAACAGACACUACUCCCCCAAAGGACUUGUGUUAGGAAUGUGAUCUUAGCUUCCAUUUCCAGAAAAUCAGUUAUAUCCGUUUGAAAUAAAAAUGACUGUAGUCACUGACUUAAGUAGCAAUAACCUCCAAAUAAAAAAAAUCACAUUUGCUGGCCAAAAGAGAUAAAAGAGACAAAACAACAUUAUACCUAAGAAUGCCUUAAUUAAACCCUUUAACCCACUCGCCCCUGAACCGCCCGUAACCGCCGGUGCGGAUCCAGGUCCUUUCUACCCAUUGUGACGUCAUCAGUUUUAACGGUCAAGGACAACUUUCUUCCCUAACUUGUGCAGAGUGAAGAGAUCUUUCAAACCAUACCAGAAUGAGCACACCGGAGAAACUUAGUCAAGCACACCGGAGAAACAAGCAAAAAAUCACCUGACAUUGACCUGAAAAUCUCCAUGAAAAUCUUGUUCCAUUACCCACCUACCUUUCCUUUCACCUAAUCCUAAGAUCCUAAAAGCUUUCCUAAAAACUCUUCCCACCAAAACGAAGCCUACUAAAUGCCCAGCAAGAGAAAAAAAAAUGAGGCAAGAAAAGCGAAAAAAGAAGGGAGGAGAGAAAGCGAAAAGUAAAAGUCCAGACUGCUGUGUCACUUUUAAACCCAAUCUCGAAAUUUUGCUUUCUGCGCAUGCCCGAACUUCGCAAGCUGAUAUUUUGCAUCUGGAUCAGAAGGCCGCGAAGUGUUCGACUUGUAAACCAGUUUGUGGUAAGUUUUAGCUCUUUAUAGCACGACAGUGACCAGAAAACCACUCGACUAGCUUCAAAACGCGUUUUUCGGCAAAAUCUCCAGGAGCGAAUGGGUUAAGCCACAAUAUCCAUGUGCGAAUUCUCCCAAGUGAUCUAAGAGAAUUUGAUAAAAGAUCAAAGCAUGUCCUCCUUUGUGAUGAUUUUAUUAAUUCUCUUAACCUAUAUUCUUGAUUAAUGUUUGAAAAUGUUAGGAGAAACUUGAUGUUAGUCACUAUUGUGAAAAGAGGCCAGACACACUGAGGGAGCAGAGCCUGAGUGAAGAAGGUGGCAUUAUCUCUUUGCUUUUUAAGCAGUCAAAAGCAAAAAAACAGAUACAAUUCAAUUCGUAAACUAGGAUAGUUUUUAAGUCUCUCGUUAAUUUAAUAUACAUACUUUAUGCCCUAUUUAUUUUGUUACGUAGGUAAAUGGCAACUGAUUGCUGAUGUGGAAUCAGUGCAUGUCAUUUUGCAUGUCUGAUAUUUCCAUAGUCUACAACGGCUUGUUUUUUUAUCUAGAACAAUCACCAAACAUGUGUUUUAAGCUUAUUUCACACAAAAACAACAAAUGAAAAAUUUUAACAUGUUUGACCAAAAUCAUGGACUAACCCCUCAGGAAAUAUCCAAUUUGGCAGGUAGGAAAUAUUAAUAUUUUAUAGUCUAGAAAAGCUUGUUUUCUGUCUAGAACAUCACCAAAAAUUUUUUCUGAGCUAUUUUUUGCAUGAAAAAAAAAACGGAAAAAAUUUAAAAAUUUGACCAAAAUCAUGGACCAGCCCCUCGGCAAACAUCUAAUUUGGCGGCUAGGUAAAAUUGAUAUUUUUAAGGCCUAGAAAGGCUUGUUUUUAUGUAGAACACUAACCAAACAUGCAAUCUAAGCUUAUUUCGCACAAAAAUAAGAAGAGGAAAAUUUUAACAUUAUUUUUUGACCAAAAUCAUGGGCUAUCCCUUAGAAAACAUCCAAUUUGGCAGCUGGGUAAAACUGAUAUUUUUAUAGUUUAGAAAGGCUUUUUUUCAAUCUAGAGCAUCACCAAACAUCUUUCACGAGCUAUUUUUUCCACGAGAAAAAAAAAAUAAAAAAAAUUAAAAAUUUUGACCAAAAUCCUGGACCAGCCCCUCAGGAGACAUCUAAUUUGGUGGCUAGGUAAAAACUGAUAUUUGUGUAGUCUAGAAAGGCUUGUUUUCUAUUUAGAACAUCACCAAACAUGUAGUCUAAGCUUAUUUCCAGACAAAAACAAGAAAUGAAAAUUUUUACAUUUUUGACCAAAAUCAUGGACUAUCCCCUAAGAAAACAUCUGUUCGUGGGUUAUCUUUUAGAGGACAGGUAGCUUGCAAACUAAACUGAACGCAGGGUUGUCGGAACCGCAACAAGAAGAUUUAUUCCAAAAAUGAACGUCGUUUCCACGAAGUACAACUCCACAACAGCACGUAACUUGUUAAACUUACACGGCCUCCACCAACUUGAAUUAACACUCCUUCUGUCACACUUGACUAAACACGACUAACACCAAACUCUCUCGCUUGUGAAAACUAGUUAAAACUUUACUCGGACUAGCCUACUUACAUACUUUCACAAUAACAGUCUAGAACUUUCUAAAUAGUCUAAUUAUAGAAGAUUACAAAAUAUACCGCUUUAGAAACGCUUACACAAGAUCCUAAAAUAAACAAACUAUGAACUCUCGCGAACCUUCUAGAAAGUCACGCUAGUCACGCAAUACAAUUUUUCGUAACAACAUCCAAUAUGGCGGCUGAGUAAAACUGAUAUUUUUAUGGUUCAGACAGUCUUGUUUUCUAUCUAGAAUAUCACCAAACAUCUUUCCUGAGCUAUUUUUUUGAAAAAAAAAAAAAAAAAAAAUGUUAAAAAUUUUCACCAAAAUCUUGGACCAACCCCUCAGGAAACAUCUAAUUUGGCGGCUAGGUAAGAUUGAUAUUUUUAUAGUCUAGAAAAGCUUGUUUUCUAUCUAGAAUAUCACCAAACAUCUUUCCUGAGCUACUUUGACGGAAAAAAAAUGAAAAAUUUUAAAAAUUUUGACCAAAAUCAUGGACAACCUCUCAGGAAACAUCUAAUUUGGUGGCUAGGUAAAAUUGAUAUUUUUAUAAUCUAGAAAAGCUUGUUUUCUAUCUACAACAUCACCAAACAUCUCUUCUUCACAAAGCAAUCUAUGGAACAGCUCCUAAUUAUUUAUCAUCUCUCGUUAAUUUUAAACCUAAUUCUUCCUACAGCCUCAGAUCAAAUAACAAAUAUCUGCUUUCAAAUCCUAACUUUAGGACUCUCCCUACUCUUGGUGACCGAGCCUUUGUAGCCGCCGCACCAAAACUGUGGAAUAAUCUUCUGUUAGAUCUUAGAUGCACCUCCGAUUUUCAAGUUUUUAAACGUAAUUUGAAGACUCACCUUUUUAAAAAAGCCUUUUGUGAUAGAAUGUUGUAAUUAAAUGUUGUAAUUUUUUUUUUUUUUUACGGUAUAGUUUUAGAUCUUUUAUUGUAAGGUAUAUUUUUAGAUCUUUAAUUGUAAGGCGCAUUUGAAAACUGUAUAGUUGAAUUUGCGCGUUAUAAAUAAAUGUUAUUAUUAUUUUUCUUAGCUUUUUUCAGACAAAAACAAGAAAUGAAAAAUUUUAACAUUUUUGACAAAAAUCAUGGAAACAUCCAAUUUAGCGACUGGAUAAAAUUUAUAUUUUGAUAGUUUUAGAAAGACAUGUUUUCUAUCUAUCCAGAACAUCCCAAAAAAUAUUUUCUAAGCAAUUUUUUCGCACAAAAACAAGAAAAACUUUUAAAAUUUUUGACAAAAACCAUGGACUAAACCCUGUCCUUUAGAAAACAUCAGAUUGGCAGCCAGGUAAAAUUGAUAUUUUUAUAUCCUGUCAACAACAUCACCAGACAUGUAUCUUUUCUAACCGUUUUUUUGCACAAAAACAAGAAAUGAAAAAUUUUAUCAUUUUUGACCAAAAUCAUGGACUAACCCCUCAGGGAAUAUCCAAUUUGGCGGCUGGGUGAGAUUGAUGUUUUCAUAGUUUUAGAAAGGCAUGUUUUCUUUCCAUCUAGAACAUCGCCAGGCAUCUUUCCUAAGUUUUUUUCCGCAUAAAAGCAAGAAAUAAAAAGUUUUAAAACAUCAUGGACAAACCCCUUAGAAAACAUCAAAUUUGGCAGCCAGGUAAAAUUGAUUUUUUGUUGUCUAGAAAGGAUGUUUUCUUCCUAUCUAGAACAUCAUUAAAUAUAUUUUCUAGGCACUUUUUCGCACAAAAACAAGAAAAAAAUUAAAAAUGUUUGAAACUAUCACUGACUAAACUCUUAGAAAACAUCAAAUUAGCAGCCAGGUAAAAUUGAUAUUUUUAUGUUCUGAAAAGGCUUGUUUUCUAUCUAGAACACCACCAAACAUCUUUUUUAACCUUUUUUUGCACAAAAACAAGAAAUGAAAAAUUUCAACAUUUUUGACCAAAACUGAUGGACUAACCCCUUAGGAAACAUCCAAUUGGCGACUGGGAAAAAACUGAUAUUUUUAGAGCCUAGAAAGGCUUGUUUUCUGUCUAGAACAUCACCAAACAUCCUAUCUAAGAUUUGUGACUGCAAUAAUAAAAAUGAGGCAGAACAAACGCUCGAUACAGUAAUUCCUUGACCUUGCACGGAAGAAUGUUUUGUAACCUAUUCAGCGCAUUUACCUGCCCCCCUACUUUGCGACACACGGACACAACAUGUACAUCAAAUUUGAGCUUUCUAUCCAACGUUACACCUAGUAAGUUAAUCUCAUUUGACAUGGGUAUCGUUUCGUUAGCACAUUGAAAGUUAAUAUCACAACCUUUUCUGCCCAAAACUAUUGCCUGAUAUUUUUUAGGGUUGGGCAUCGUGCCGUUUUCUUUGAACCAUAGCCUUGCACUUUCUAAGUCCCGAUUAAUUCACACCUUCUACAAUUUGAGGUUCGCUGUGUGAUAGAUAAAUCUUGGUAUCGUCAGCAUAAUUUAACAUUUUGGAAUUCUCAAUCGUGUACACUAAAUCGUUCAUAAAGAUGUUGAACAACAAUGGUCAGAGAAUGCUGCCUUGAGGUACCCCUGCAGACACACCUAUCCAGCUCGAGAAGGUAUUUCCGAGUUUAACCCGUUGAUAUCUCGAUGACAAGUAUAGCUGCGCAAAAGAGAAAUUGAUUUAGCACUAAGUCCAACUAGAUAAUUCCCUAUUUUGGGGUCAGGUUGUUUAUUUCUGUUGGUUUCAUUCAAACAAUUUACAUUAACAGGGAAUCAUGAUGUCACUGACAAUCUCUUCGUUAAGCUGUAAUGUUAUUGCUUUUGUGAUGACACUAAAUGGAAGUGGUGUAUUCUCAUCCAUCUCAUGUAUUGUUCCUCAUAUCCUCCAGUCUUCUGGAGACAGUUUAAGUUGCUAUGUCAUUAGUCAUUGACUGGUUAACCCAUACUGUAGUAAUUUGUUUGCUAAAACUCCUCACAAAUUUGAGUGGUGCGGUGUUCAAUCUACAUGUAUCUGAGAUUGUUAUUUUUUGACACUUUAUUGGGGCAAAACUGUAAUCAGGUUUUAUUAGAAACAGACAUUUGAUUAAAGAAAUAAAAUAACAAAAUAACAAACAUAAAUAAAGAGACAGUUUAAGUCACAUUAUCAUUAGUCUUGACUGGUUAACCCAUAAUGUUAUUACUUGUUUAAGACUGUCAACAAACAUGAGUGGUGUGUUGUAUUGCUUGUCAGGUCGGUCAGUUUAACUCACUCAGUCUAUGAUGUAACUCAAGUGUGUCACUUUGACUCUUUGUGUUGAUAUCCUGCCUGAAAAUUGCAGGAAUUGCACUCCUUCUUGGUAACAUAAUUCCAAUAUAACCAUUCACAAAAAUUAAUUAGGCAAGCAAUUUGUUUAUAAAACAAAGGAUCUAGAUCUAGCUUCUAAUCAUGUUACCUCUGUUUGCAACUGUUUGCUCCAAUAAUUUCCUCCUUGUGCCUUGAUCCUGAGUGAAAGUUCCUUGGUUUCUCCUCCCUGAUUUCCUUCCCAUGCCUUCCAUCACUCAGUAUUCCAUCAAAGAUUCUUUUUAUUGUUCAUCAUCUUUCUGCAAGGAAAUGGGUGUUGGGUUUGAUAAUUAAUCCUUCAAACAAAAUGCAGUGUAGGUUAUAUAAGGUGUGACCACUCUAAAAGUGUGCGCUGCAUAUUGAACAAUCUUGUGCAUUGUUUGUCAUAUCUGUCAGUUUUGCUCAGACAGUGUUGCGAUGUCAUUGGUCCUCUGUUGGUUAGGCCGUAGUGUUAUUGUCCCUGAAGCAAACUAUGGGAGGUGUGUUUCAUCUUAGGUAAUUUUUGUCACAAUUGUCUUUAUAGACAAUGAAAGUUGGCAUGUCCUUGAUCAUCUCUCGGUUAUGCCAUAAUAGGGCCGUUUAAACGACGAAAAAUAGGACGCGUCUUACAUGGAACGCAUCCUAAAUAAGACUCAAACUAUCCCAUAUAAAAUGAAAUGAGUGGUUAAUCUGUCUGGUGUAUUGUUCAUCAUAAUCUGUCAGUUUCCUUUUGACAGUAUACAUUGCAAUGUCAUUGGUCUCCUCUUGGUUUAGCUGUUGUGCCCCAAGUCUGUCACCACUUGUGGGAUAGUGAUUUACAGAUCCACAUUUCAAAGAAUGGAUUGCACCUUAAACUGAAGCAACAUCAACUAUGGAGAACUGCAUUGCAACUCAGUCAAGAUUGUUUAUUCUGAUUAAGCCCUCCAAAAUGAAUACUUUUGAGAUGUAAUAACUUUUGAAUUCACCGAAGUGCCUCCUGGAUCUGAAUGCUUUUGUCAGCAAAUGGGAUGUUCUGUUAUUGCCACAGUGUUUUUUUGUGGGAUAGCGAUUUUCAUUUCAAGAAUGGAUCAGGCAUCCAAGUAUGGAGAACUGCAUUGCAACUCAGUCAAGAUUCUGAUACUAAUGAAAAAAAUAAUUUGGUUUCACCCAUGCAUCCUCUAAAGUUCAUAAUUUUCCACUCCACAGAAGGCCAAACAUUUUAUUGGUCAAUUAUGACAGCCGUUGACAGCAUCAAAUGCUGGUGCACAAACUCAGGCAUGACAGGCCAAGUGGGCGGUUUUCAAAAUCCGGAGGUAUGUCUGCAAGCGUUUCCUUCCUUUCUUAGUCCCCACUCCCUCCCCGCUCUUUUACUUGCACCAUCUUCCACGCGGUCUUUGACUUUCAUUCCUCGUUCUUUUCACCUAAACCGCACAGAAACGCUUGCUAUGCAGGCUAUAGCACUAAUAGUAAUCAUAGAUUGAUGAGAACAUUGCAGUGUGUUUCUUAGCUCCAGAUUAUCUUUUAUGCUAUCAAGCAGUAUUUCAAAGUAGGGAGCCUAAUACUUGUAGAUCAUGAAUUUUUUUUCAGUACAAAGUAAAUAUUCAGGGUAGGGUAAAAUGCAGACUCAGACUGUUCUCAUCUGCAUUUUACGCUGACUGGUAAACAUUCUUAACACGUCUUAGUCUCCGUCAGUGGUUGAUCAAAAUGUGAAUAUUCAACAGUUUUCUUCAGACAGUGUAAGUCAGGAUGUUACAAGUGGUGUCACUUGGUUAAGCUCUUAUGUCACGGAUUGUGAAGACACUUCAUGUGAGUGGUGCUACUCUGUCUUUUAUAAAGCUCAUCAUAUUUGAUAGUUAAAUAGGAAGCCAGUGAAGUUGGCCAUGCCAUUGGUUGUCUCCUGGUUAUUGAUUGGUUGUUAAGGUUCUAAAGUAAUGUAAUUUUAUACUUUGUUUCUGUAGUUUUUGUUUCAUCAGUAUAAAUUGUGCUUAAAACUGAAAUUGAAAUCCACCUUGAAUCAAAUACUUUUGGUCACAUGUGAUUGCUGCAAGCAUUUGCAGAAUCAAAUAUCAAGCACUCAUUCAGCUCAUCUCAACUAAUUUGUUAAUUACACAAAGGAUUCUAACAUCUAAUCACACUACCUCAGCUUUUCUCUGGUUCCUCCAUUUCCACCUUGUGACUUGAUCCUGAAUGAAAGUUCUUGGUUUCUUUCCCUGAGUUCCUUCCCAUGCCUUCUUUGACUGGUCUUCUGUUAAACGAUCUGCAUAUUGCUCAACUUUCUGCAAGGACAUCAUUGUUUAGUUUUGAUUAUCAAUCAUUCAAACAACCAAAGUGGUAAUUUUGUGGCUAAGACACUGACUUGAUAACUCAGUUUAAUAAACAUUUCUCUUUUGGUGUCAGGUUUUUCUUUCUGUCAAUUUCUUUUCGACAAGUUAAGUCAUCAUGUAAUCGGUCAUCUCUUGGUUAAGCUGUAAUGUUAAUGCAUGUGAAGACAUUAACCAUAGGUGGUGUGUUUUGAUCCAAAGUCAUGUAUAAUUUGUUCAUCAUAUCCUUCAAGUUUCUUGACACAGUUUAAGUCGCAAUGUCAUUAGUCAUUAACUGUUUCACCCAUAAUUUAUGUUAAUGCUUUCUAAGACUCUUAAGAAAUGUGAGUCGUGAUGUGUUUUGAUCUGUCUCAUGUAUUGUUUGUCACAUCUGUCAGCUCAGUUCUCUCAGUCUAUGAUGUCACUGUUUGUCUGUUACUAUUUGACUAUUUGUGUUCACAUUCCACCUUAAAUUGGGAUUGCACUCCUUCUUGACUGUGUCUGAUUGAUAACUCAUAAAACCAUUCACAAAAAUAAUUAUAAUAACCCAUUCAGGCCAUGAUUUCUAUUUUGUAAUUAUUUAAAAUAUACUUUGAUAAAAUUUAUAAAAUAUGUUAAAAUACUAGUAAGGAUAAAAAUUAAAAAACAUAAAUUAAUCUUGUUUUCAGUAAACCAAAAUUUUGCCAUCUUUUGAACUGUUUGAACUGUUUGCUCCAUUCCCUCCUCAUGACUGGAUCCUGAGUGAAUAUUCCUUGGUUUCUGGUCUUUGAUUCCUGCUCAUGCCUUCCUUAACCCAGUUUUCCAUCAAAGCAACUGCAUAAUGCUAAUCUUUCUGCAAGGAAACCAUUGUUAUUUUGGAUAUCAGUCACUAAAACAAUCAAAGAGGAGGUUUCGAGGCUAAAAUGCCAACUAAAUGAAGUUAAAUAAAAUAUCUCUUAUCACUAUGUUGUGUGGGAGUUCUUUUAUCUUGUGCUACAUUGUGGAUCCUUUCUCCUCUUAACAUGCUGUAUGAGAGUAGUUCCUCUGUCUUGUUACGUUGCGUGUUUUUUACCACAACAAAACAGUCUUUGUAAAAUUAAAUAAUGAAAAAAAAUGAUGUCUUAACGAUAAGAUUCACUUCAGUGACAACCACUGAAAGGUACCACAUUCUUCUUUAAAAUUUACUUAGUGUCAAAAUUAAACUUCAAUAAGCCACACUAUGCAAGAUGAAAUAGAAUCAGCAAUAUCAAAACAUCAAUAAAAACAAACCAUUUGGCAACAACCCUUUCAAUUAAUGGGUUAGAUGAAAUUGAGAGAGGAUCUAAUUUUUGGAAAAUAUUUAAUUCAAACUUAGUAAAAUACUCGGUGUAGAGUGAACGUUUAACGAGCACUGAAUAAUUUAUGUGAAUUGGUUGGAUGAAUUUAAAGAAGUUCAGGAUAGCGUGUUUUAGGGGACUAAAUUAAAUACAAAAUAAGACAGGGAACAAUAACAAUUAAAGUAAAGCUAAAGCCCAUGAACGAAGAGCAAAACUAAUAAAGCUGGCCCCAGUUUUUCAAAAGGUGGAUAAUGCUAUUGGUUGGUCAAGAAUUGGAAUCCAAUAUCUCUGAUAAAUGUCGAUGCUAAUUGGCAUCUGAAACUUUGGAAAACUAUUUAGAAAAUGUGCUUCCUGAAAUAAUUCAUUUUAAUGAAAACACGCUUGUUGGUAGUCAAUCUCACUUCCUUCCUUAAGGCCAUUGAGGGACGUUAUCCCAGGUGUGACUUUAACUCUCUCAACAUCAAGCAGCUAAUGGCGCAAUUCAGGCUAAAGCAGCUUGUGUGA